This is a messenger RNA of Morus notabilis, 1003 nucleotides long. Its product is annotated as germin-like protein subfamily 1 member 1. The transcript has a single exon. Gene Ontology annotation, molecular function: manganese ion binding. Gene Ontology annotation, cellular component: cell wall. The record is from RefSeq and is a predicted model, not a curated record. The coding region runs from base 43 to 765 and encodes 240 amino acids. Lineage: Eukaryota; Viridiplantae; Streptophyta; Magnoliopsida; Rosales; Moraceae.
UAUAGUGUAUAUAUAUAAUCUCUAAAUCUCCUGACCAAAGCCAUGAAUUUGAACUCUCACUCCUUAAGCUUUUCACAACAAAAAUCCAACAUGAGUGGCAAUCCAUAUUCAUCCUUUCUGCUUCACUUGUUCUUAUGCCUAUCUGUUCUAAUGGUCCGGGCCAAAUCCGACCCAGAUCCGAUACAGGACUACUGCAUUGCUGAUAAUAGAAGCCCACAACCUUUCUUCAUCAACGGAAAGCCUUGCAUCGACCCAAAUCAAGCGAGCUCCUCACAUUUCGUCACGUCUGCUCUGUCAAAGCCCGGUAACACAAAAACCAACCGUUAUGGGUACAAUGCCACACUCACCAACACGGUUAACUUGCCUGGGCUCAACACAUUGGGCCUGACUCUGGCCCGUAUCGAUAUAGCGGGUAAUGGCCUAUAUCCGCCUCACUCCCACCCACGGGCCUCGGAGGUGACAACUUGCCUCAAGGGGAUCCUUCUUGUGGGCUUUGUGGACACGUCCAAUCGUCUUUUCACACAACAGCUUAAGCCCGGUGAGUCGUUUGUGUUCCCAAGAGGCCUGAUCCACUUUAUAUACAAUAUAGAUUCAUUGGGCCCAGCAAUGACCCUUUCUGGGCUCAGUAGCCAGAACCCAGGUACGCAAAUUGCUUCACUUGCCACAUUCACAUCAAAUCCUCCAAUUCCAGACUUUAUAAUGAAGAAGGCUUUUCAGAUUUCGGACUCAGAUCUUGCCAAGAUUAGGAAGAACCUCGCUGAUUGAUUGAGUGCAUUAUCAAGUGGUUAUAUUUCUUUGUCAACAAAUGGCUAUAUUUUUAUUAUAAUAAUGAUUUAUGCAAAGAAUAUUGAUGAAUCAAUGUAUUGUAGAUAAAACUAUCAUUGUAUUUAUUUGCCAUUUUUGUUAUAUAUAAAGUUUUAUACAGUUCAGCUCAAUCUGUAACUUGGAAAUAGGCGUGGAAGCACAACAAAAUUAUACUUUUGGGAUCACCUAUUCAUUAUAA